AUGGAUUUGUGGAACUGGGAUGAAGCAUCACCACAGGAAGUGCCCCUGGGGAACAGGCUGUCAAGGCUGGAAGGAGCUGAGCUCGGCUUCUAUUUCCCCGAAGUGGCUCUCCAAGGGGACAUGCCGACGGAGGACACCUGCUGGAAAGGUCCCAUUCAGCUGUGGCAGUUCCUCCUGGAGCUGCUCCAAGACACCGCGCGUAGCAGCUGCAUCCGCUGGACUGGCAACAGCCUCGAGUUCCAGCUGUGUGACCCCAAAGAGGUGGCGCGACUGUGGGGCGAGCGCAAGAGGAAGCCUGGAAUGAAUUACGAGAAGCUGAGCCGAGGCCUGCGUUACUAUUAUCGUCGAGACAUCGUGCGCAAGAGCGGUGGGCGCAAGUACACGUACCGCUUCGGGGGCUGCGUGCCGGGCCUAGCUUAUACGGACCCCGCUGGCGUCCAACAGGGGGCCGCAAUCCAAUAA
Messenger RNA from Molossus molossus (Pallas's mastiff bat), 462 nucleotides. RefSeq names its product ETS variant transcription factor 2 (gene ETV2). The record is from RefSeq and is a predicted model, not a curated record. Gene Ontology annotation, cellular component: nucleus. Bases 1 to 462 code for a protein of 153 amino acids. The transcript has 4 exons. Gene Ontology annotation, biological process: cell differentiation; regulation of transcription by RNA polymerase II. Lineage: Eukaryota; Metazoa; Chordata; Mammalia; Chiroptera; Molossidae. Gene Ontology annotation, molecular function: DNA-binding transcription factor activity, RNA polymerase II-specific; sequence-specific DNA binding.